This is a messenger RNA of Diplodia corticola, 1152 nucleotides long. Its product is annotated as lytic polysaccharide monooxygenase. The coding region runs from base 1 to 1152 and encodes 383 amino acids. Lineage: Eukaryota; Fungi; Ascomycota; Dothideomycetes; Botryosphaeriales; Botryosphaeriaceae. The transcript is spliced from 3 exons. The record is from RefSeq and is a predicted model, not a curated record.
AUGCUCGCUACCUCGCGCCUGCUGCUUGCCCUCGGCGGCCUGGCUGCAGUGCAGGCCCACAUGCAGCUCGAGUACCCACCGCCCUUUAACGCAAGCAACAAUCCCCACCGCACCACCGAGGCAGACAACAUCUACGUCUACCCCAUGGGCUGCUGCGGCAGGGAAGACACAAAGGCCACCUGCCGCGGCUACCUCGACCUGCUCGGCACCCCCGACGGUGCUCCAGUCGCUACCUGGGCUGCCGGCUCCAAGGUCACUUGGAACAUCACUGGCGAUCCCAAAUUCACUCUCAACGACCUUGGUGGUACUCAUUACGGCGGCUCUUGCCAAGUUGCCUUCUCCACCGACAAAGGCAAGACGUUCAAGGUCGCUGCCUCCUACGAGGGGAACUGCCCGCAUCGCAAUGCCCAGCUUGGCUCUGGCCAGGACUUCGAGAUGACUGUCCCCCAAGAGUUGCCCGCCGGUGAAGCUGUCUUUGCCUGGACCUGGAUCAACCGCGAGCAGGAGUUCACUAUGAACUGUGCCGCCGUGACCAUCACUACUGAUGACAACAGCGACGGCGACACCUCUUCUUCUGCUGUCCCUUCUUCCGCCCCUACUACUUCUGCUACUUAUGCGCCCUCGACCGCCGCCCCUGUCCAGUCAACCUCUGAGUCAGUGGCGGCACCCUCGUCUUCCUCAGGCCCGACUGUCAACGGUGGUUCGAAGCAGUUCUCACUUGAGUGGUGCAGCUGUGACUGUGACACUGCCUCGACAACCACCGACGACGAGGAUGCCUACGAAGCCAGCGGCUGCGCCUGUAAAUGCUGGAAGGCCCCCCAGAAAAUCUCCAAGCGCACCGUCGAGUCCUCCAACCAUCUGUCACGCCACCUCCACCGUCGCGUUGCGUCGGGCUUCGAGGCCAACAGGCAACAGCGCCGCUCUGCCGAGCAGUACAGGGUCGCUACCACGCUCAAGGAGAAGCGUGCGGCCGCUUGGGCCUCACGCGCUGACCUGUUCAUUCCCGAUCCCAUCUGGCACGACUGCAAGCUGCCACUAACGAGUGCCGAGCUCAAGUACCCGAGCCCUGGCGACGAGCUCAUCGAGGGCGACGGCGAGUAUCCUCUCGAGCUACCCGCAACGGCGACGUGCGUCAGUGAUGAGUCGGGCUGA